This is a messenger RNA of Diachasmimorpha longicaudata, 3041 nucleotides long. RefSeq names its product 2',5'-phosphodiesterase 12. Gene Ontology annotation, biological process: nuclear-transcribed mRNA catabolic process, deadenylation-dependent decay. The transcript is spliced from 6 exons. NCBI's taxonomy places the organism in Eukaryota, Metazoa, Arthropoda, Insecta, Hymenoptera, Braconidae. Gene Ontology annotation, cellular component: mitochondrion. Bases 238 to 2058 code for a protein of 606 amino acids. Gene Ontology annotation, molecular function: 3'-5'-RNA exonuclease activity. The record is from RefSeq and is a predicted model, not a curated record.
UUUUAAUAGUCAUUUUUAAAUAGGUGAUAAACAAUGAUAAAAAAAUGUAAUCCAUAUGAAAAAAUAUACCGAUAAAAACCAUUCCAUGUGUGAUCACAAACCGCUGUCGGUUUGGAAAUAUCGCGACAUAAAGUCGUUCAGGAUAGUGGAAAAAUUGUGUUGAAUCCAGGAAAAGAUGAAUUUCAAGCAACUCUUUAAAGAUUAAAGUCCGAACAUUAUCGAUACUGCAAAGAGACGAUGACAAGUGCGUUGAUUCUCUCGAACUGUUGUAAACCCAAGUACCUAACCUCUCUGUUGAAGCCCAUCAAAGCCUCUCACAUUCGCAGAUACUCCUUCAAAUCGGUAUUCAAGAUGCACGAGGCCUACUUGUGGCAUGUGGAAGGCGACGAGACAUUCAACUUCACCUUCAGGUACACCCAGGCAGACCUGAAUGUCGACAGACAGUUCAACCUGUCUCGACGAGUGAACGAGAAUGUGGACGUCUUCCUCAAGAGAGUUGACACUAACCUGGGUAAGGUUCUGGAUAAGAAAAAGAAGAAAAGAUCGAGAAAGACUCAGGAGCCGUUGGAGACGAGGGACAACGUGGAGGAGGGAAAAAUAAUGUUACUGAAGGGUGAAAAUAAAGUCGAGUGGGAGAUGCCCUGUUCCAGGCUCAUCGCAGACCCCCGGGAUCUCUUUCUCAUGAUUUUCGAUGAAAAAUACGUCAUCAAGUUCAAUGCUCCUUGGGUCACUGACAUCGAGCUGCCUACCUGCAUUCUCGCUGGAUUUCCAGUUUAUCCUUCAACCUUCGAUGCCAUGUACACAGAUAAAUCUCACUCCAGGUUCAGGUGGUACAGGAGUCGAAUACCGAAAAGCGAUAACUUGAAGAAAGAGGCAGAAUCCUGGGAGAUCAUUGGUGAAGGAUUCAUUUAUGUGCCUAGGAGUGAGGACAUUGGUUGCAGAUUAAGACUUUCCUGUGUUCCUGGAAAUGAGAAUCAACUGGGACCUGAGGUUCAGGUCGAGGGAAAAUCCACUGUCGAGGCGGGACCUGGAGCCUGUCCCUUUGAAAUUAGGCAACAGUUUACGAAGAAUAAAUUGUCCGGAAAAGAUUUCAGGAUAACGUCAUACAAUAUUUUAGCGGACACUUAUGCAGACUCAGACUACUCCCGAACGGUUUUGUUCCCGUACUGCCCCCCAUAUGCCUUAGCAAUUGAUUAUCGAAAGUUGUUGAUAGUUAAAGAAUUGAUAGGAUACAAGUCAGACAUUCUAUGUCUGCAAGAGGUCGACAAAAAGGUCUAUGAGAAAGACAUAGUCUCAGCCCUAGCUUCCGUGAAUUACAACGGAAUAUUCGCUGCGAAGGGAGACACAGCUGAGGGACUGGCCGUGUUCUACGACCAAAACCGCUUCCAACUUUUAGACAAUAAGUGCGCCAUCAUGAGCAAAAAUGUCGAUUUGAAUGAAUCCUUCAAAAGAGUUUGGGCUCAAGUACAGAAUGAAAACACGAGGCAACGAUUUUUAGAUCGAAAUACUUCUCUGUUGAUCGUUACGUUACAAUCUAGGGAUAAUCCAGACGAAAUUUUGGUCGUAGGAAACACACAUUUGUAUUUUCAUCCCGAUGCCGAUCAUAUAAGGCUGUUGCAGGGUUAUUUCGCACUGACAGAGUGUCAAAAUACCGUUGAAUUCACGAAAAAAAUGCAUCCAGACAAAAAUGUAAUAUUAAUUCUCAGUGGAGACUUCAAUAGUAGUCCUGGUGACGCCAUUUACGAAUUGAUGACGAAAAAAUAUAUUCCUGAGGAUCACUUUAAUUGGAAGUCAAAUCCUGAGCAGAUAAUCGAAAACGUAUCUCUCUCCCACGAUUUGUCCCUGGGAAGUGCCUGUGGAACUCCAGAAUACACAAAUUUUACCGUCGAAUUUGCUGAUUGCCUGGAUUACAUUUUCUACCAGACGGAUAAACUUGAAGUGACACAGGUGGUUCCAAUGCCCAGUAAAGAAGAGCUCUCGUUGCACGGGGCAAUUCCUUCUAUUGUGUUUCCCAGUGAUCAUGUGGCUAUUUGUGCUGACCUUAGAUGGACCUCAUAAUGAGGUUGUGUAUCCAACAAUUCUGUACAUAAUGAGGAUAGUUUUAUUCUAAAGCGUCAAUUCCCUGGAGGUAAACCACUGCCAAAAUACAACAAACAGAACCGAUGCUCCAAACGCACUUCAUUAUUGUCCUGGAGAGCUCGAGAGCAACUAAAAAAUUAUCCACGCCACUCUCUGUUUUUAUUUAAUCUAGUGCAGCCAUAUGAAGCGAAUAAUAACGGCAAUGAAGUGCCUAUGACAAAUUGCGUGGAUUUAAUCAUUGUCAGAACAAUAAAAUGGUAACAGACGCACAAGUCGCGAACAAUAAAUGAAUAUACGUCAUUCUGUAAGAGGAAUGAUCGAUCAUUUAGGGUCUGAGUGGCGAAUAGACAAGAAACUUCGUGGAGAUCCGAGAAAUUUACUUUGAUAAUUUGAUAAAUUUUGAGAAACGCGAUUUUUUUUGUGAACCCUUUACUGGACUGUUCACAUGAUUCCACCGAUUUCAGAAUCGGCCCACUAGUACUCGAUUCAAAAUGUCUAUGCCGUCGAUUAACAAGCCAAGUCAGCUAAAAUUCCUCUUAAUUAAUGAUUAUUGAGGAAGUGGUCAAUUAUAAGACGAAUCGGGGGUUUUCUGUGACCUUUUAAACCGUUUUCCGGAUUACAAAAAUGGUAUUUCCGCGUUUUUCGUAGUAUUUCUUACUAUUUUAAGUGAAUGUAGAGCAAUCGGAGGUGAGUCAUACCAAUCUAAGGCAUUUUAAGAGUUUACGUCUGAGAAAAUUUUAUCUCAGAGUGUUGCGCUUUAUUUAUCUCUCCAAUUAUCAUUAUCAAAAAAAAUGUGCUGUCAAAAAUCGAUUGGAAAAUUUUUCAACUGUCAUUUCAUCGAGAGGAAUUUCUAUCAUCCUUCAAUUUUAAGUUUUGUAUACCAAAAUUCAAGCUGCUUAUGGUUUAUUUCCCAAUGUAUUUUUUUUUUUGUAAAGCAAUUAAAAACAUAAAAAAAAAUUAAA